Molecule: messenger RNA, 1713 nt
Organism: Brachypodium distachyon (stiff brome)
Lineage: Eukaryota; Viridiplantae; Streptophyta; Magnoliopsida; Poales; Poaceae
Product: probable protein phosphatase 2C 9
Exons: 4
Coding region: 216-1427 (403 amino acids)
Biological process (GO): protein dephosphorylation
Cellular component (GO): nucleus; cytosol
Molecular function (GO): protein serine/threonine phosphatase activity; cation binding
Source: RefSeq, a predicted model, not a curated record
CGCGGUUGCUGGCGGGAGCCAUGACGGCGACGGGCACCCGUCUUGCCUGAGCGCGUCCUCUUCUUCUUCUUCUUCUUCUACUGCCUCGGCCCGCGUUGUCUGAGUUUCGUUUCGGCGCUUGCUUGCUUGUGCAGUUGUGCGUGCGCGCGUGCUGCUUAGCUUCUUCCCAACUCCCAAGCGGGUGGGUGGGGGAGCUAGGAGGAGAGGGGUUGCCAAUGGCCGAGAUCUGCUGCCAGGAGGCCAAGUCGACGCCGGCCACCGCCGCCGCCGUGGCCACGGUCUCCGCGUCGGCCGCCGCAGCCGUCGCCUCGUCCGUCAUGGACAGGCGGCGACGCAGGCUGGAGAUGAGGCGCUUCCGCCUCGCGACCGACCUCGAGGAGUCGGCCGCGGAGUACGCCCGCGCCGGCAAGCGGCAGAGGCUAUCACGCACGGGGUCAGGCCCGCCGUGCCCCCGCGCUCCAGGCCCGGUUCCCCAGAGGCCGGAUUUCGGGCCGAGGUACGGCUUCUCCUCGGUGUGCGGCCGUCGUCGCGAGAUGGAGGACGCCGUCUCCGUCCGCCCGAAUUUCUUGCCCGGCUCCGCCGAGUCCCACUUCUUCGGCGUCUUUGAUGGCCACGGCUGCUCACACGUUGCGACGACAUGCCAGGACUCGAUGCACGAGGCUGUGGCGGACGAGCACAGCAAGGCAGCAGGGUCCUCCAGCGAAGAGGUGCCGGCGUGGAAAGGAGUCAUGGAGAGGAGUUUCGCGCGGCUGGACGAGAAGGCCAGGAACUGGGCGACCAACCGCAGCGGCGAGGAGCCCAAGUGCCGCUGCGAGCAGCAGAUGCCGUCGCGGUGCGACCACGUGGGAUCCACGGCCGUCGUCGCCGUCGUCAGCCCCACGCAGCUCGUCGUCGGCAACGCCGGCGACUCCCGUGCCGUGCUCUCCCGCGCCGGCGUCCCCAUCGAGCUCUCCGUCGACCAUAAGCCUGACCGGCCGGACGAGUUGGAGCGCAUCCAGGCGGCGGGCGGUCGUGUCAUCUACUGGGACGGCGCCCGGGUGCUCGGCGUCCUUGCAAUGUCUCGUGCCAUUGGGGAUGGGUACCUCAAGCCAUUCGUGACGGCGGAGCCGGAGGUGACCGUGACGGAGCGCGCCGACGACGACGAGUGCCUGAUCCUCGCCAGCGACGGGCUGUGGGACGUCGUGACCAACGAGAUGGCGUGCGGCGUCGUCAGAGCCUGCUUCCGGAGCAACGGCCCUCCGGAGCCGUUUGCCGAGGCAGAGGCAGGGAACGACGGAGCCUCGUCCUCGUCGGGCAAGGGCGUAAGCAAGGCGGAGUCCGAUAAGGCGUGCUCCGACGCGGCCAUGCUGCUGGCGAAGCUGGCGCUGGCGCGGCGGAGCUCUGAUAAUGUCAGCGUCGUCGUGGUGGAUCUACGACGGGGAUCGUGAUUCUGCUUGGAGUGGAAUUCAUGCUCCAUGUUUACCUUGUGUAUUUUUUUAAGCUAAUUAAAAAAAAUUCUGAGCUUAUGUCUUUCUCCAUUUGUUGCUUUGUUAUUCUCGUCUUGAUUUAGCUGUAGCUCAACUCUGUAGUUCCUAUAGUAAUAGCCUCCGUUCUCGCCCAAACAAGCAAAUGCAGAACAGAAACAUGGUUGCUGCUCCUGAACUGUAUCCGUGCAGCGCGAAGAUACUGUAAUCACAAACCGAUACGAACAUCUUUUAGCCCUGUGUCUGUUUU